Nezara viridula (southern green stink bug) is the source of this 636-nucleotide messenger RNA. The record is from the annotation of a GenBank genome assembly. Lineage: Eukaryota; Metazoa; Arthropoda; Insecta; Hemiptera; Pentatomidae.
UGUAUACUGAAAAAAAUGAAGCAUUAUGAGGCUAUCCUGUUACUUUUUUAUGUAACCAGUGGCUCAUCCAGAUUUCUGAACGAUAGUGUUUCAUUUGACAACAAUAGCAACAAAUCAAACGAUUGAACUACCACUAACGAUUUUAUGAACAAUCAACCUGGAGACGAUCUUAUACACUCAACGGACUGAACCGUACCUUGUGUUUAUACAAGAAUUUAAAUAUUCAUAUGUAAAUUGACUGGAACGCCUUAUACUGAAAGAAAAUGAAGUAUUAUAUGGCUAUCCUGUUACUUUUUUAUGUCACCAGUGGCUCAUCCAGAUUUUUGAACGAUAGUGUUUCAUUUGACGACAAAAGCAACGAAUCAAACAAGGAAAUUAUGGCCCAUCAAUCUGAAUAUAUCAUAAAACCGGUGGUGUCUAUUAGAAUGAACAAGUGCACAAGGACAUUGUGUUGUCCAUGGCAACUCCGCUGUGGAACUCAUUACAGUUGUUAUGACCAUAAGUCGGAUAUACUCGAUAUGAUUCCCUGUCUUGGAAAUCAGACCAUUCUGAAUAUUACAAGAACAGUAUAAAUGAUGAAAAUAAUCAAUUAAACAACAUAUCAUUUGUAAAGAAAGAAAUAAACGAUAUACUCAU